UAUUACGUAUACGUGGCCAUGAGAGAGAAAAGUGUAAAUCGAAUUUACUGGAGUCGGAGUGGCAUUUGACUGCUGCGGAGUUAGUAUGGUGUUCAAGUAAAAAUAAGUCAGUAUAUUUAUAUAAAGAUUUAUAUAUGCAAUUAAUGGUUUCAUUUCAUAUAUAUUACAUAGUACUAAGAACUCUAUUUUAAAUUAAAGUUUCACAAUAUCCUAUAAAAAUGGCGAACAGUCAAGUACGUCAAAACUUUUCCGAAGAAUGCGAAGUGGCAAUAAAUUCUCAAAUAAAUAUGGAAUUGUACGCAAGCUACGUUUAUUUGUCUAUGGCUUACUACUUUGACCGCGACGAUGUGGCGCUCCAUGGCCUGCGGAAGUUCUUUGAGAAGCAGUCGGUGGAUGAACGAGAGCAUGCGAUCAAGCUCAUGAAGUACAUGAACAAGCGCGGCGGCCGCAUCCUGCUGAAGGAUGUGAAGGCCCCAGACAGGGACGAGUGGGGCACUGCCGAGGACGCCAUGACGGCGGCUCUCGAGCUCGAGAAGUCCGUCAACGACAGCCUGCUGUCCAUGCACAAGAUAGCGACGGAGAAGGACGACGCCAACCUGUGCGACUUUCUGGAGACGGAGUACCUGCAGGAGCAAGUGGACUCCAUCAAGCAGAUAGCAGACCACCUUACCAACAUCCGGCGCGUGGGCGAAGGCUUGGGCAUCUUCGUGUUCGACAAGGAGCUCGAAUGAGGCGGUGAAGUCCAGCUCGCUGGGUCUAAAUCCUUUCAGUCAAAGUUUUAGAAUGAAGAAUUUCUCAUAUUAGCGGCUGUGCUGCAUGCUUUAGGUUCAGAUUCUGCUGUCAUUCGACAAUCUGGCGUGAUCUCAAAUUUUCAGUAUUAAUGUAGGUAAUAUACUUUAUAUAGAGUUAUAUUAAAUUUUGUUUGAUUUUUUUAGAUCUUUAAUCAUGAAAUAUUUCUCAUUUUAAUUAAAUGUAAAAUACUUUUGAAAAAUAAUUUUAUUAUUUGUAGUGUUUUCUAUAGAAGUAAUUUUUGUUAUUUAAGGGGAUUGGUGCAGGACAAAAAACAGUCAUUCGUCAUAAUUUGUUGGAAAUGAGCUUAAGUAUUUCAUAAAUGCUUGUUUAUUACUACUGUAAGGCCAGCCAGCACGUAUAUAAGCUAGCGGGUGAGAUUUGGCAAGUUAGUGGCGAGAGAGCUUCUGUGAGGGGAGGUUGUCGAAUGUUGCAGCUCUGAGGCCUGCCAUCUAGCGGGAAUCUUUCGAAGGUCUUCCACAAUAUCGCCUUUCUCUCUCUCUCUCUCUCUCUCUCUCUCCAACACGGAAGGAAAGAGAACCGCGAUAACCAGCUCUUAUCUUCGCUUCCCAUCUCGCCCUAUCCUUCAUUCUCGGAUCAGGUAGCCGCCCUUCCCCGUGUAGACUUUCGUUUUACUCCAGAUUUUUGUACUCUGGUAGAGUUGACUGUGCUUAAUAACAUACCGAAAGUUUACCGCUGUAGACCUUGUGCGUUAUAACCGAAAAUUUGCAUUUAAGUCCUAGGUGACAGCAAAUUAAAAACAUUGAAAUGCUACCCAUUUAUACAGUUUUUAAUUUUGACUGUCCGUAAACUUACCAAAAUAAUCGAGAAACUGUAAUUCACCCAUUAAUGUAAGAAAAAAUGAAAUUUUUAAUAUUUAAGAUAUGAUAUAAAGAGAUUAAUUCACGACAUAUUUUUUUAAUCUUUGCCACCCAGAUAAAAAUACGAUUUACGCCGAUUUGAAGAGCCCAAUGCGAUAAAAUGUCUAAAUAAAUGUUUAUAAUUAUACUUUUAGCUUUAAGAUAGUAUAUUUAUAAAGAGUCUAGCAUAAUUAGUUGCCUCAUUAAAGCUGCCUGAGCGUUGCAGUGUACUGCGGCCGUACUGAUCUUUCACGGCCGGCGUGCUUUGAAACACGCUGCGUUCUGCGACACUCAAUAAACUUGGUCUUAUUUAAGGAAUACUUAAAAUAUAUUUAAUGCAUAUGAUAGGGUGUAUUCAUGUUACAUCUAUUGAGAUAUACAUAUUAUUUUUUCUUAUAUGAAUGAUUUUUGAUACAAUAAAAUUAACAAUAGCUAAACAAUUUCUGCUUGGAACUUGUACAUAAAAAUUCUAGAGGAC
Molecule: messenger RNA, 2127 nt
Organism: Bacillus rossius redtenbacheri
Lineage: Eukaryota; Metazoa; Arthropoda; Insecta; Phasmatodea; Bacillidae
Gene: Fer3HCH
Product: soma ferritin
Exons: 3
Coding region: 219-731 (170 amino acids)
Biological process (GO): intracellular iron ion homeostasis; iron ion transport
Cellular component (GO): cytoplasm
Molecular function (GO): ferrous iron binding; ferric iron binding
Source: RefSeq, a predicted model, not a curated record